Phycomyces blakesleeanus NRRL 1555(-) is the source of this 3092-nucleotide messenger RNA. RefSeq lists its product as hypothetical. Lineage: Eukaryota; Fungi; Mucoromycota; Mucoromycetes; Mucorales; Phycomycetaceae. Bases 1 to 3006 code for a protein of 1001 amino acids. Gene Ontology annotation, cellular component: membrane. The transcript has 6 exons. Gene Ontology annotation, biological process: intracellular calcium ion homeostasis; calcium ion transmembrane transport. Gene Ontology annotation, molecular function: P-type calcium transporter activity; ATP hydrolysis activity; ATP binding. The record is from RefSeq and is a predicted model, not a curated record.
AUGCCAACAAAGAGAAAUCUAACACCGGAAGAAGUCUGUGCUUUCUUCCAAGUCACCCCUCAAGAGGGGUUGACUAAUGCACAGGCAAUUGAACAACAAAAGAAAUACGGAAAAAAUGAACUACCCGAAGAAGAAUCAACACCCUUGUGGAAGCUGAUCCUCGAACAAUUCCAGGAUCAGCUUGUACUGAUCCUGCUUUCAGCCGCCGUCAUCUCAUUUAUACUCGCCUUAUUCGAAGAGCAUGAAGAAGGAGCAGCAUCAACUGCAUUUGUGGAACCGAUGGUGAUCUUGUUGAUCUUGAUUGCCAAUGCCACCGUUGGUGUUCUCCAAGAAUCUAGCGCUGAAAAGGCCAUUGACGCUCUCAAAGAAUACUCUCCCGAUGAAGCCAAGGUAGUCCGUGAUGGACAGUUGCGUCGUGUGAGAGCUGAGGAAUUAGUACCGGGAGAUAUUAUUGAUAUUGCAGUGGGUGAUAAAGUACCAGCAGAUGCUCGUGUAUUGUCGAUCCAGUCAACAGUUUUGCGUAUUGACCAGGCUUUACUUACUGGAGAGUCUGUGAGUGUUAACAAGGAGACCGAAGCUAUAAGAGAUGCAGGCGCCGUCAAGCAAGAUCAGAUCAACAUGGUCUUCUCUGGCACCACCUGUGUCCUCGGUAAAGCACGCGCCAUCGUCGUCCAAACCGGAUCUGCCACUGCCAUUGGUGACAUCCACCACUCUAUCUCAUCCCAAAUCUCUGAAAAGACUCCUCUUAAGCGCAAGCUCGAUGAAUUUGGAGACACUCUUGCCAAGGUUAUCACUGUCAUUUGCGUCCUCGUCUGGCUCGUCAACAUCCGUCACUUUAACGAUCCAUCUCACAAGGGCUGGAUGCAAGGUGCUGUCUACUACUUUAAGAUCGCCGUAGCUUUGGCUGUGGCUGCUAUUCCCGAAGGUUUGGCUGCUGUUAUUACUGCCUGUCUUGCUCUUGGUACCAAGAAGAUGGCCAAGCGUGGCGCAAUCGUUCGUAGUCUCCCCAGUGUUGAAACUCUUGGCUGUACAAGCGUCAUCUGCUCCGACAAAACCGGCACCCUAACCACUAAUCAAAUGAGUGUAUCUCGUGUUCUGACAGUCGGAAACAGCACUGGAAGACUUGAUGAACUCCAGGUUUCCGGAACCAGCUAUGCACCCAUCGGAACCAUUGUUAACGAAGCCAACAAGGCCUUGACCUCUGUCUUGGCUACCGACCCUAUUGCUCGCGAACUUGCUUUGGUCUGCUCUCUCUGCAACGACUCUAGAAUCGCUUACGAUGAAACCACUGACGCUCACCAGAACAUUGGCGAACCCACCGAGGCUGCUCUUCAAGUCCUUGUUGAGAAGUUUGGCACCGACAAUGCUCUUGUCAACCAAGGCCUUUCCUCUCUGUCCAAGAAGCAGCGUGUCACUGCCUGUAACGAUUACUUUGCCAGCCAGUUCACUCGUGUGGCUACUCUUGAAUUCACCCGCGAUCGCAAGUCCAUGUCGGUUGCUGUCUCUGAUGGCACAGACAACACUUUGUAUGUAAAGGGUGCCCCCGAAUCUAUCUUGGAUCGCUGUGCUUAUGUAGCUGUUGCUGAUGCUGUUGCUCCCCUCCCCAUGACCCCUGCUUUGCGCGAGGUCCUGAACAAGAAGAUUCUUGAAUAUGGUACAUCAUUGUCCCUGCGUUGUAUCGGUAUGGCCAAGGUCGAUAACAUUCAGCCAAACUCCUUUGAUUUGCGUGAACAGUCCUCGUUUGUAAAAUAUGAAAACAACAUGACUUUCCUCGGUCUUGUUGGUAUGAUGGAUCCCCCCCGCCCCGAAGUCAGACUCUCGAUCGAAAAGUGUAAGACUGCUGGUAUCCGCGUUAUUGUGAUCACUGGUGACAACAAGAAUACUGCUGAAGCCAUUUGCCGUAAGAUUGGUGUCUUUGGUGAAGAUGAGAAUCUCCAAGGCAAGAGUUAUACUGGUCGUGAAUUCGAUGCUCUCAGCCAGACCGAAAAGCGGGAGGCUGUCAAGCGUGCCAACCUCUUCUCUCGCACUGAACCCGCCCACAAGCAGCAGCUUGUUGAAAUCUUGCAAUCUCUUGGUGAAAUUGUCGCCAUGACUGGUGAUGGUGUUAACGAUGCUCCUGCUCUCAAGAAGGCUGAUAUUGGUGUUGCUAUGGGUAGCGGUACUGAUGUUGCAAAGCUCGCUGCUGACAUGGUUCUUGCUGAUGACAACUUUGCUACUAUUGAAAAGGCUGUCGAAGAAGGUCGCAGUAUUUACAACAACACCAAACAAUUUAUCCGUUAUCUGAUUUCCUCAAACAUUGGUGAAGUUGUUUCAAUUUUCCUCACUGUAUUGCUUGGCCUUCCCGAGGCCUUGAUCCCUGUCCAGCUCCUGUGGGUUAACCUUGUCACUGAUGGCCUUCCUGCUACUGCCCUUGGUUUCAAUCCUCCCGAUAAUGAUAUCAUGCGCCGCCCUCCUCGUAGUGGUCAUGAACCUCUUAUUGAUGGCUGGCUCUUCUUCCGUUACAUGGUUGUUGGUGUUUAUGUUGGUGUUGCUACUGUCUUUGGUUAUGCUUGGUGGUUUAUGUUCUACCAAGGCGGUCCCCAGAUCUCUUACCAUCAGCUUUCAAACUUCCACAGCUGUGCUGAACUUUUCCCUGAGAUUGGCUGCGAAAUGUUCAACAACACGUUUUCGAUGAAGGCUACUACCAUGAGUUUGUCAGUUUUGGUUGUUAUUGAAAUGUUCAAUGCUAUGAACAGCUUGAGUGAGAACGAAUCGUUGUUUACACUUCCAUUGUGGGCCAACCCUUAUCUGGUUGCUUCCAUUGUUCUUUCAAUGGCCCUUCACUUCAUGAUCCUCUACGUUCCUUUCUUCACCAACCUCUUUGUAAUUGUCCCCCUCAACUUGGAUGAAUGGAAGGCUGUUCUCUGGAUCUCUUUCCCUGUUAUUAUUCUUGAUGAAAUUCUCAAGUUCGUCACUAGAACCUGGAUCUCUCCACCAACCAAGGUCAUCAAGGAGAAAAAGGAAUAAAUAUAAGUAGAUUUGUUUUCUCUUAGAAAUCUUGCAUCAUUCACUUAAAAAUAAUAAACUUAUAAAUUAUACACCUACUUUUAUCU